This is a messenger RNA of Pecten maximus, 8728 nucleotides long. RefSeq names its product glycogen debranching enzyme-like. The coding region runs from base 162 to 4865 and encodes 1567 amino acids. Gene Ontology annotation, biological process: glycogen biosynthetic process; glycogen catabolic process. The record is from RefSeq and is a predicted model, not a curated record. Lineage: Eukaryota; Metazoa; Mollusca; Bivalvia; Pectinida; Pectinidae. Gene Ontology annotation, molecular function: amylo-alpha-1,6-glucosidase activity; 4-alpha-glucanotransferase activity. The transcript is spliced from 29 exons.
UUGAAAGGUUACGAAGUGCCCGGUUCCUUCAAUUUUGAGAUCUUGCAACUGGCACAAACUGAUGACAAGGACACUCUGGGGAAAAUCCUCUGGGAAUUGUGCAGUGGGAGGUAUUCCCGAGGUACUAGACCUUUGUGUGGAUCUUUGUUGGUGAUACAGAUAUGCCUAUCCAGCAGGUUAGAGUGCUCACUUUAAAUGGAGGAGAGGACUUGUCCCGCACUCUAUUUAGGUUGGAAAAAGGAUGGGUGCUGAGGUUUGUGAUGGGUCCAUCCCUCCAUGCCAGCCCUGUACGUGUGUUCUGUAACCAUCCUCCUUCCAAGGAUGUCCCCUAUGAUAGAGAGGUAUACUAUGAGUUGAAAUGGCGGUCGCCCUCUGGCUCACGGAUUGACAGACAUGAUGUUUACACAGAGGUCAAUAUCCAUAUGGCAGGUUCCUUCAACUACUACUUCACUGUUGAUGAAAGCUCAUCUCCAGACAAGCCCAGUGGGAAAGGCUACUUCCUCGUAGAUCCUACACUUACCUUUGAUGAUGAUGAUGAUAUUGACAAUGAAAUUACGCUCGACUGUAUACAGUGCCAGACAGUCCUCUCAAAAUGUCUCGGACCUUUCAAUGAGUGGGAGAGCAGACUCCGAGUUGCCAAGGAAACUGGAUAUAACAUGAUACACUUCACCCCCAUACAGGAGCUAGGUCAGUCUAACUCUGCAUACUCCAUCCGUAACCAACAGGUGUUCAGUCCUAUGUACAGCCCUGGCAGUAUCAAGUACACGUUUAAUGACCUGGAGAAGCUGGUCAACAAAAUGUGGAAGGAAUGGAAGGUGUUUUCUUUGACUGACCUUGUACUGAACCACUCAGCAAAUGACUCUAAGUGGCUGCAGGAACACCCAGAGUGUGCUUACAAUCUGGUAAAUUCACCUCACCUCAAGCCAGCUUACCUGGUAGACAGGGUCCUGUGUCACUUUAGCAAUGAUGUAGCAAAGGGCAAAUGGGAGGGCAAAGGUGUGCCAGCCAAGAUUUCUGAGCAUUACCACUUAGAGGCUGUGCGACAUGUGUUGAUGACUGAGGUUAUCCCCCCUCACAAAUUACAUGAGUUCUAUACAGUGGAUGUGGAAGGUUACCUAAACAAAUUUAGGAAAGCUAUGGAAGAAGGAAAGGAGGUGGUGACUUGUAAGCCUAAACUGGAGAUUAUCCAGGAUCCUGAGUUCCAUCGACUUGGUUCUACUGUUGAUAUGAACACAGCCCUAAGACUUUACCACACUGGCAGGUAUGACGUCAGUGAAAAUGAGAGAAUGAACUCUUGCUGUGCUGCUCUUGAAAAGAAAUUACACGAACUAAAUGGUGAAAAGAUGAAAGAAAUGGAAGACCAUACCCAAACCAUAGUAAACAACUUCAUAGCCAAUACAAAGUGGAGAUUUCUAGCUGAUGAUGGACCUAAGCUGGGAACAGUGACAGAGAAGGAACCAAUGAUGCACAAUUAUUUUAUCCAGCCGCAUUCCUACACUGCAUCACUGGAGGAGGAGGAGGCAAGGAUAGAUACAGAUGCUGCCAAGCUUAUAAUGGCUUCCAAUGGCUGGGUUAUGGGUGAUGACCCUCUGAGGAACUUUGCUGAGCCAGGCUCUAACAUUUACCUACGGAGAGAGUUGGUCGCCUGGGGUGACAGUGCUAAACUGCGAUAUGGAAAGAAGGAGUCUGAUUGCCCAUACUUGUGGCAGUACAUGAAGAAUUACACUGAGAGGACUGUGAAGAUAUUCCAUGGUGUCCGACUGGACAACUGUCAUAGCACACCACUUCAUGUAGCUGAGUACAUGCUUGAUGCUGCCAGGAAGAUCCGGCCUGACUUGUAUGUGGUAGCUGAACUGUUUACUGGCAAUGAGGGCCUGGAUAACUACUUCCUUAACAAGCUGGGAAUCAACUCUCUCAUUAGAGAGGCUCUGAGUGCCAGAACUGGCCGAAAAUUGGGAGAACUGGUAUACAGGUAUGGAGGUCAAGCUGUUGGCUCUUUCAUACAGCCCAGGGUACGUCCAAUGAUACCAACUGUGGCACACGCCCUCUUCUUUGACCAAACACAUGACAACCAAGGACCUGUUCAGCUGAGAUCAGCCUACGACCUGUUUCCCAAUGCUGCUCUGGUGUCUAUAUCCUGUUGUGCCUCUGGAAGUAACCGUGGGUAUGACCAGAUCGUUCCGCAUCAUAUCCAUGUGGUUGAGGAAAAGAGACUUUACUCAUCGUGGAGUGACAACCCAUCUCCUGGUAAUGCCCAGAUCAAUCAAAUGUCGGGCAUCGCUGCAGGCAAGACUGUGCUUAACAGACUACAUGGAGAGCUGGGCAAGAGAGGAUUCUCUGAGGUGUUUGUAGACCAUGUACGAGAUGAUGUGAUAUCUAUCACCAGACAUAACCCCCAUACACAUGACUCUGUUGUGCUGAUAGCCAGGACUGCCUUCCAUCACCCAAAUCAGCCCCACGACACCGGCUUUAUUCCACCUGUCACCAUUCAGGGGAUUGUGACUCGGAUCCUGUUUGAGGGACGACCUGUCCACACAGAGGAAUCACAGUAUAAAAAGGACAAGUAUUACAUCAACGGACUGCCUGACUACAUAUUGGAGCUAAAGAAAGAUGUGGAUGUCGGAGAGAGUUGCAUGGCCCGGGUGGUAGUGUCCAACGACACACCCACCUCAGAGGUUCACCUUCACAUGUUUACACCAGGCAGUGUCAUAGCAUUCAGAUGCGAAUUUCCUACAACACCCAAAAAUGCUAUUCUGAAGAUACGACGUGGGAUUGGUCAGUUUGGCUACCUAAUGAGGUCCUACAGUGGAAGGACUAUGUUUGAUGAGACCUGGGAUAAGUCCAACUUUCAGGCAAUUGUUGGAAAGCUGACUUUAUCAGACCUGAACAGAGUUCUAUACCGAUGUGACCCGGAAGAGAGGGAUGAUGGAAAGGGCUUCGGGUCCUAUGACAUUCCUCAAUAUGGGCAAAUGGUGUAUUGCGGUUUGAGAGGGUUGAUGGCAGUGUUGUCUUCCAUACGCUCCCAGAAUGAUCUAGGUCAUCCUCUGUGUAACAACCUACGUAAUGGGGACUGGCUCCCUAGCUAUGUGGCCAAUCGUCUCCUUGCUCAUGACAGUACAUGUGACCUAGGUCACUGGUUCCGGGAAAUAUUGGGCCACCUUAGUGAGGUACCCCGCUUCCUCAUUCCGUGUUAUUUUGAUGCAGUGAUCACUGGAGCAUAUGUUGUGUUGCGGGACCUCACUAUCAAGCUCAUGUCUGAUUUCGUUAAAGAUGGGUCUACAUUUGUCCAAGCACUGGCCUUGGGGUCAGUUCAGUUCUGUGGAUUUGUUUGGACCGCCAAGUUACCUCCCUUGUCACCAAAUCUGGCAGAUCCAGUGCCACCUAUUUACAUAGACAAAGACAGCAAUAAAGCGAUACAGACAACUCUGUCACUUGCUGCAGGGUUUUCCCACUUUGCCAGUGGCUACAUGCGGAACUGGGGAAGAGACACCUUCAUAGCUUUACGGGGCCUGUUACUACUGACUGGUAGAUACACAGAAGCAAGAUAUAUAAUCCUUUCAUUUGGUGGCUGUCUGCGACAUGGGCUCAUCCCAAACCUACUAAAUGAGGGAAGUGGAGCCCGAUACAACUGCCGUGAUGCUGUGUGGUGGUGGCUACAGUCCAUCCAGGACUACUGUAACAUAGUUAAGGGAGGCUACUCCAUCCUGCAGGACAAGGUGUCACGACUGUACCCUACUGAUGACUCUCCCUGUCAACAGCCAGGAACAUAUGACCAAAGACUAUGUGAUGUGAUCCAGGAAGCUCUCCAACGGCAUGCAGAGGGCCUAAAAUAUCGUGAGAGGAAUGCAGGCAAAGGCAUAGAUGAGAACAUGUCAGAUGAAGGCUUCGAUAAUGAGAUUGGUGUAAGGUGGGACGAAGGUUUUGUAUUUGGUGGCAAUGAGUGGAACUGUGGUACAUGGAUGGAUAAGAUGGGGGGAUCUGACAAGGCAGGCAACCGUGGCAAACCUGCUACGCCUAGGAAUGGGUCAGCUGUGGAGAUGGUGGGUCUGUGUAAGUCAGCUGUACGUUGGCUGGAUGAGAUGCACCAAAAGGGACUCUAUCCACAUGACUCCGUCAAUGCAACCAUAAAUUGUCAGGUAAAGAAGGUAACAUUCAAGGAGUGGAACGAUAAAAUACAGGCUAGUUUUGAGAAAUAUUUCUGGAUCAACUCAACUCCCAUUCCAGAAAAUGAGCCCCAUCCUGAACUGAUUAAUCGAAGAGGCAUGUAUAAGGACACUUACCUUGCCAAACCCUUCUGGACCGACUUUCAGCUCCGUCCAAACUUCCCAGUGGCCAUGGUGGUUGCUCCAGAACUGUUUACACCUGAGAAUGCGUGGACAGCUCUGCUGGAAGCUGAUGAUGUACUGGUUGGUCCACUUGGUAUGAAGACAUUGGACCCUAGUGACUGGAGUUAUGUUGGUGACUAUGAUAACUCCAAUGAUUCCUCUGAUCUCAAGGUAGCACAUGGAUUUAACUACCACCAGGGACCGGAAUGGGUAUGGCCGUUGGGCUAUUAUCUACGGGCGAGACUUCAUUAUGCUCGCAUUUUGAACAAAAAAAUGCCAGGACUACUGAAGACAACGGUCGGCUAUGUCAAGUCCAAGCUGACUACUCAUUACCAGGAGGUGAUGUCCUCUCCUUGGCAGUCUUUACCAGAACUCACCAACUCCAACGGCAAGUACUGCAGGGACAGUUGUCGAGCCCAGGCUUGGAGUGUAGGAUGUAUACUGGAAGUCAUGUAUGACCUUGAACAACUGGAGGACAGUGACGAGAUCGCAGACACAGCAAAAAUUGUUGCCCAGGAUAUGAGGACAAUCACUGUCUAGUGACCGAAAACAGAUCCAAGACAUCGAUCAGGACAUUGAUAUAGUCACACUCAAGUGACUUGAAAUAUCAGGACAAAAUUAGUUACAGUCAAAGAUUAGGGCCUUUUAUUUAGUCAAAGAUUUAGUGCUUAUAGUUACAGUAUAAGAUUUAAAGAUUUAGUCCGUUAUAGUAACAGUCAAAGGAUAUAGGCCUUUUAGUUACAGUUAAAGAUUUAGGCAUUUUAGUUACAGUCAAAGAUUUCGGCCUUAUAGUUACAGUCAAAGAUUUAGGCCUUAUUAUUAUAGUACAAGGUCUUGAGCAUAAACAUGGCCACAAUCAAUUUACAGUGAUACGGUCAAAAUGAACAACUUGUGUAACAGCUAAUGACAUAGAAUUUGUAGUUCUUUCGGUAGUGUUUGUUAUGAAUGGAGACAAAGAGCUACAUUAUAGUCAGGUAAGGUUGGUCUAGGUUUACUUCAGAGAAGUGAUGGCAUACACCUUUUAAUCAAGUACCUCAUGUACAGAUUAUGAAAUUCAUAUUUUUGAUUAGUCAAAGAAUUGUAUGUUGAAUUUUGCAGUAACUAGCUUAUACUGUAAUAAGUGAUUUUUAACGAUUAAUUACAUGAAACUAGCAUACACAGUACAUGUAAUUAGUUGUUGUUAAAGAUCAUUUGCAUGUAACUAGCAUACACUGUAAUUUGUGUUUGUUUGUCAUUACCUGUACCUAUGUCACAAAUUAGUGUGCUCUGCAUCAAGAGAAAUGUCACAAAGUGGUUCUGAUGUUGAAGAAAUCAGUGGAACGAAUUAUAACAAUGGUCAAAGUAAUAAGAGACACAUCUUUCUAACUGAAUUGAAGGAUGUCCCCUUAUCACCUACUAGUAACUACACAUGCUGUGACAGACGUACGAUGAAUACUUCAUUACUGAAUUGAGGGAUGCCUGCCUUAUCAUCUACUACACAUGCUGUGACAAACGUACGAUGAAUACUUCAUUACUGAAUUGAAGGAUGUCCCCUUAUCAUCUACUAUACAUGCUGUGACAGACGUAUGAUAAAUACUUCAUUACUGAAUUGAGGGAUGCCUGCCUUAUCAUCUACUACACAUGCUGUGACAAACGUACGAUGAAUACUUCAUUACUGAAUUGAAGGAUGCCUGCCUUAUCAUCUACUACACAUGCUGUGACAAACGUACGAUGAAUACUUCAUUACUGAAUUGAAGGAUGUCCCCUUAUCAUCUACUAUACAUGCUGUGACAGACGUACGAUGAAUACUUCAUUACUGAAUUGAGGGAUGCCUGCCUUAUCAUCUACUACACAUGCUGUGACAAACGUACGAUGAAUACUUCAUUACUGAAUUGAAGGAUGCCCCCUUAUCAUCUACUACACAUGCUGUGACAGACGUACGAUGAAUACUUCAUUACUGAAUUGAGGGAUGCUCCCUUAUCACCUACUAGUAACUACACAUGCUGUGACAGACGUACGAUGAAUACUUCAUUACUGAAUUGAGGGAUGUCCCCUUGUCACCUACUAGUAACUACACAUGCUGUGACAGAUGUACGAUGAAUGCUUCAUUACUGAAUUGAGGGAUGUCCCCUUGUCACCUACUACACAUGCUGUGACAGACGUACGAUAAAUACUUUGACACAUCAUGUAAUAAUUAUAAAACUAAGCGAUGUUUUGUGCUGCUUAUGUGUAUGUAUGUAUUACAGUGUAGAAUGUAUGAAAGGAUGAAAUAAUCUUAAUAUCUGUACUUGUAGGUAAAUGUUUGUUACAUUUCAUGAUUAUUUUAAAUAUUUAUUUUUGUUAUUUUACUGGUAAUAUUUUAUUCUGCUGGUGCUUAUUAAGUCCUAGAUCUAUCACCAUUCCCAAACCAAGCUUUGUGUAUUGUGUCUGUGAUAUUGAGCUAUAGAUGUGACUGCAUGUAUAGCAGUACCCAAGGUAGAAUUGUAGUUUGGUAGGUGUGACGAGGUCUACUUGUUUUUAAGCUGCAAAUGAUUCCUUGUUUUUGAGCCUAUGUGUAUGCAGUUUUUGCAUUUGCCGGUCUUCGCCAGAAACUAUUCAUUGACAAACUGGUGACAAAGAUGGCCACAAACAGUAAACACUUCUUACAAAGAUUAUGUUAUUUUCUUAACACAGAUAUCUAAAACAUGUUUAUUUCAUGCUGAGUAGAUAUAAGUACGAUUUAAAAUUCUUAAUUUGUCAUUCAACAUGCAAGGACCGCAAUGACAAGUUAUUCUGUUGUAUCAAUGAAAUCUUCAUAUGCAUAUCCUGCAACUGAUCAUGAACACUGUUCUUAUUGGAUUUGUUUAUUCUUUCACUGGAAUGCUUGUUUCUUAAUCCUAAACCGGCGUACUCUGGAUCGGGAAAAUACACUAGAAACAAAAACACCCACAAUUUUUGUACAAGCAUGUGAUGUUGGCAUUAUUUUUGCUUCUUUGCCUUUAAACUUCGACUCUGUGUCAGUUUAUUUCCUAAUCCAAAUGUUUAGUUAGUUGGCCCAUAUCAGAUUUUUAAAAAGUCGAUAAAACAUCAGAAACCCUUAGAUUAGGUAUACCCAAGCUGCAAUAACAUAGCUCUGGACAACGGAUCAAUGAUUCCUGGCAGAUGGUCGUCAUCAGGGGAGAGCAGUGUAGGCAGGGUAUGAACAUAUUUUUCUAGGUAUACCCAUGGUAAAAUGGAAAGUUGGUUGUUGUCACAUUUUCAUACAAGUUUCAGAAUUUAUGCUUGGUUCUUUGUCUUUCAGUUUUUGUAUCCUUCGACUAUUCAUAAGUGUUUCCCUGUUAGAUUGUAGUUUAGUUGAGAUGCUGUAACCUGCAACAAAGGCGCUUUACAUUGAAAUCCUAUUCUAACUUUAUACUUAUAUAUGUAUUCUGUACAUUUUUGAUUAUUUGCAGUUUACAAUCAAACGAAGAUGAUUUAUUUGUUGGAUAUGUUCACUGAUGCAUAAUAAUAGUGAUGAGUCACCUUUAACAGUAGUAAUUGUGUGGUGUACCCUAGCUACUGUAAACAAAAGUUAUAGCCCUUUGUCCACCAGGUGUAACUUCGUCGGGGACAUAUUUUAUGUUGUAUCAAAGUUGCCAAAUUAUGCAUGUAAGAACUUGUUGAAAAAACUGUUUGAUAGACAUUUCAUGUCCUACUAUAGAGUCAUAUGGCUUUAUCAUAAAUUUUGGCUAGAAGUGGGUUACUUGGAUUGCGAAAAAUACCCCGGUUUUGCUUUUUUUUUUAGGUCACAUGAGACAAAGUCUCAGUUGACCUAUUGCGAUCGCCUUUUGUCCGGCGGUGUCUGACAUUUGUCGAGCGUCGUAAACAAUUUACAUUUUCAACUUCUUCUCAAUUACCAACGGGCCCAGAGACCUGAUAUUGUAGUAUGCUUGGAUGAAGGGCUACUAAGUUCAUUCAAGGUCAAAGGGGCCAAAUGUGCUAAAAUAUAUCAAAACUCAGAUGACCGUUAAGGCACAUAGGCCUCUUGUUUUUUGUUUUUUUUUUUGUAUUUACCCAGUAUUUCUAUUUUUAAUACCCUAUCUACAGAAGAAUUGAUCUUGCCAUUUUCAUUGUUCAAAUGAAAUAUGAGAAUAACUGAUUACCAUGUCAAUCCCAUCUAUAAUCCAAAUAUAAAAAGCUGGUGUCUGUUUUUCACUCUUUUUGUUUUGUUAUGAUUUUAAUCCAGAGAUUAAUAUUUAUACCUUCCUAAUAUCCUCAUUGUACGUUUCACUACUAGGUUAUUUGAUCCCUUGUGAUGACAUUUCCAUCUCACACAGGUUACUGUGGUGGUGUUCACACAGAUGGUAGAUAUAUAGCAGAGGAUUGCUUGAACCUGAAGAUACAAUUUAGCAAUGUAAUGGGAAUGAAUGUCAAUAUAUGAUAUUAAACAUUGUUAUCAAUUAUAA